ACUUACUUGAAUUGUUCACAUCCAAGCCUAGUACUUGAUUCGUGUAAUCAACAUAUCUCACGCUCAUAUCCGUAUUGUACGAAACGAAGAUCAGAAUGCCUGAACAACAACCUCCAAUCGUCUCCACCGGCCGCGGCGGUUCUGGUAACAUUGGUCGCGACCCAACCGUCUACGCCGACGGCGGUAUCGUUCGUGAAGGCCACCCCGGCGUGUCCGAGACGGGAGAAUACUCCUCUGGCCGAGGCGGCGCCGGCAACAUCGUGCAUUCCCCCAAGGUCGUCCCAGUCGGGAAGGCCGGCGAGGACUUCGUCCCUGAGAUAGACACGAUUCCCGCGGGACAUCAGCCGGACUUCCAUACUGGCCGCGGCGGAGAUGGCAACGUCCAUCGGGAGAAGUACGGUGGUCACUCGCAUGCGCCUGGACAGGGGUUUGGUGAUCGGGUGAAGGCAGUGCUGGGGUUGGAUAAGCAUAAGGAGAAGAAGGAGGAGAAGAAAGAUGGGCCGGCUUCUUAGUCUAUGGAGAGAGUAUUUGGGUGCUUGGGAUGAUCGUCCGGCCAGCGAUCGACUGGAGGAUAGCGUGGGAUUUUAUGGUGAUACCACGAUCGAUUGUUCGUUUUCGAAUUGCG
Messenger RNA from Eremomyces bilateralis CBS 781.70, 625 nucleotides. RefSeq lists its product as uncharacterized. Lineage: Eukaryota; Fungi; Ascomycota; Dothideomycetes; Eremomycetales; Eremomycetaceae. The transcript has 5 exons. Bases 96 to 512 code for a protein of 138 amino acids. The record is from RefSeq and is a predicted model, not a curated record.